AUGGCACGUUUUCUUGGUCUUCGGGGUACUCGCCUCAAUGUCGCAGCUAUCAUUGGGGUAUUGAUGCCGGGGAUCAUGUCGGUUGGCUACAACACGGCUUCGCUUGGAGGGGUUUUGUCUUUGGACAGCUUCAACAGAACCUUUCCUGAAAUCGACGUGGUGCAUGCCAAAAACAAAGAUUAUGCGUCUUCUUUGGAAGGGACCGUUGUGGCCGCCUUUGCGAUUGGCUCCUUUCUGGGGUCAUUUUCCUGCAUUUGGAUGGGUGAUUGGCUGGGCCGUCGCCGUACCAUGAUGGUCGGAGCAGCCACUCAGAUCACUGGUUAUGCUCUAAACGCCUCAUCCUACUCAUUGGUACAGCUCAUCGUGUCACGAAUGCUUGUGGGAAUGGGGACUGGUAUCUUAUUGGCCACCAUUCCUCUUUGGGUCUCUGAGACUGCCCCAGCCAAGCGACGUGGCUCUCACGUUGUCACAAAAGGCAUAUUCACGGGCCUGGGAUGCGCAACUGCUUUGUUUUUCGACUUUGGAAUGUCUUUCAAGACUAAAAGCAGCAUUGCAUGGCGGAUUCCCUUUGCAUUUCCAACUGUUCUGUCUGCGACUGUCUUGACAUUUGCGAUACUUCUACCUGAAUCGCCUCGCUGGUUAAUUCAGAGAAGCAGAAUUGCAGAAGCCAGAUAUAUCCUAGCCGCUCUAGCUGAUAUCGGUGCUGAAGAUGAGAAAAUUGAAGGCACGAUCAGCGAAGUGCAAGCUUCACUGAGCUUGGCAGGCGGGAACACAGAUUUCAAGCAACUCUUUCAGAUGGGACCACAGAGAGUCUUUCACCGAGCAAUGCUCGCGGUCGGUGGUCUGUUGUUUCUACAAUUGACUGGAGCUACAGUCACUACAUAUUACACGACUGCAAUCUUCGAAAACAAUCUUGAACUAAAGGAGUCCACAGCAAGACUUCUGGCAGCUGUGUAUCAGCUAGCUGGACCCUUCGGCGCUAUACUCUGUGUCUUCAUCAUUGAGGGAGUUGGACGCCGCCGCCUGAUGAUGGGUAGCGCCAUUGGCAACGCUAUAUGCUUAGCCUGCAUCGCCGGCCUCGGAUCCCAAACGGACAAUAUCAAGGCCUGCCAUGCUGCUGUGUUCUUCCUUUUCCUCUUCCAUUUCAGCUACAUUAUCGGCUAUGGGGGCAUACCUUACCUAUAUGCCACGGAGGUUGCGCCCCUCCAUCUACGCGCCACCAUCAACUCCGUUAGCAUCAGCGUGGGAGGCGCCUUCAGCAUCUUGAUUGCGCACAUCACACCUCUCGCCUUCAACAAAAUGGGCCAAAAAUACUUUCUCGUUUUCGCAGUGCUGAAUACCGUAAUGGUCCCGAUGAUUUAUUUCCUGUUCCCAGAGACAUCAGGACGCACCCUCGAAGAAAUAGACGACAUUUUCACACUAUCUGAUAGUGUCCUGGAUACUGUUCGUGUCUCAAGAACUCUGCCAUGUCUUCCGGCCCACGAGCAGAUUGAAUCGCCCAUUGAGUCCAAGCCCAAGUUCCAGACGAUUUUGAAGGAGAAGGAGAUUUCUGUUUAG
This is a messenger RNA of Penicillium longicatenatum, 1557 nucleotides long. RefSeq lists its product as uncharacterized. The record is from RefSeq and is a predicted model, not a curated record. Lineage: Eukaryota; Fungi; Ascomycota; Eurotiomycetes; Eurotiales; Aspergillaceae. Gene Ontology annotation, cellular component: membrane. The coding region runs from base 1 to 1557 and encodes 518 amino acids. Gene Ontology annotation, molecular function: carbohydrate:proton symporter activity. Gene Ontology annotation, biological process: transmembrane transport; carbohydrate transport. The transcript has 2 exons.